Messenger RNA from Leptopilina heterotoma, 3138 nucleotides. Its product is annotated as protein ALP1-like. The transcript is spliced from 4 exons. NCBI's taxonomy places the organism in Eukaryota, Metazoa, Arthropoda, Insecta, Hymenoptera, Figitidae. The coding region runs from base 1262 to 2155 and encodes 297 amino acids. The record is from RefSeq and is a predicted model, not a curated record.
AAAGCAAAAAAUGUUUUGAAAAUUUGAAUUUUACUUAAAAUUUCCUCACUUUUUCGAGAUUUAUUAGCUUUGAAGUCUCAUAAAUGAAGAUUAAUUAUGUUUAAACUAAUUGUUUUUUUAGAAAUGUGUUGAGGAGGGAACCGUCGAAAGGUAUAGAAACUGAUUUUAUUUUGCAAUAAGGAAGACAAAAGUUAUUUAAAAAAUACUGAAACCGCGGAGGGAAUCCCUCCCUAGGUGUGUGACGGAGGGUUAAUGAAUUCUUAAUUUAUUUCUUGAUAUUCUAAUAUUAAUAAAAAAUUAUUCAUUGAUUAUAUCCUAAAAACACUAUACAUUUUCCUAUAUAACAUUAGAUGACUUUUGUAAACAAUAUUCGUAUUAUAGAAGCUUUUUGGUGGAAUUAGGAAUGUAUUGAUGCUAUUAAUUAUGAAGGAGGACAACAAGGAAAGAUUGAAUAGCCCUUUAGAGAUAAAUUUAAAAUUGUUGUUUAAGAAUAGUAAAGUGAUAUAAAUUUCUAUAAAUUUUUAAGUAAAAAGUAAAUGGAUAGUGUUAACAGUAUGAUUUGCUUAGCAUAAGCUACUCUCAUAGUUGUUAAAAAUUGAAUUUUGAGAAUUUUUAAACCCAAAGUGAAAUAGUUGCAGACUAAUUUUUUAAGGUCAUUUCCAUCUAAACUUUUUAAAAAACUUGUGCACAAAAGAAUGUGUUUCGAAGAUGAUAUCUUUUCAUGUCUGUCUAUGUGAUCAUUUUGCUAGAAUAGGAUGAGCUUUUGAUCGGGGUUGUAAUAGUAAUUGUGUGGGGGCAAAUUUUAUUUGAAAAUGUACACAAUGGGAAGGGGGUUGAAAAUUUUGAUACAGUUUGAAAAGUAAAUUAUUUAUUUUUUUAAAACCAAACUAAGUAAAAGUAGUUCUGAAGUAAUAAUUUUAAAGCUUAUUACUAAAUUCCGCUUCUAAUUUACUUAUUUUUUAAUAGGCAGUUUUAAUCAUCAGUUUUAAAUUAUAUAAAAAACAAAUGAUAUGCUUUCAAAAGAAGAGUAACAUUCACUCUAAACAAUUAUAAUGAUUGUUUAUAUGCAUAUAUUAAUUUGAGAUUGUUUAGUAUGUGAAACCGAAAAUUUUAACUCAUUACGCAAGAACAGAAAUUGUUUUCAUUCUUUUCUUUUUCGUAUUUUGUGUUCCAUUUCGUAUUUUUUUACAUUGUUUUGUAAUUUUUGAGUGCGCGUUUGAUUAUCUUGUUUUUCGUGACAUCACAAAAAGAUUUUUCAGGCAUGGAUGCCGUAGCAUUUUUUGAAGUGGGAUUGUCUUUUUUAAGACUUUUGAAACUGCGGCAUGACAUAAACUACAAAAAAAAGCAUUUUCGAAGGUGGUGGGUAAAACCGCACAUUCAGACAUGUAUUAGAAACGAUUACGGAGCAUUUUCGACUCUAUUCUGUUAUUUUAAAUUGCAUGACCAUGAAGAGUUUUACAAAUUGUAUAGGAUGAGUGUCCCCCAAUUUGAUAAACUAUAUGAAAUUUUGAAAACCAAACUAGAAAGAUCUUCUGCAGUUAGAGAGCCUUUACCACCACAAUUGAGAUUUGCAAUAACUUUACACUUUCUGGCACACGGCGAUAGCAUCGAAACUUUGUGUAAACUUUAUUACAUCGGAAAGUCAACCGUCUAUGGUAUUUUAAGCGAUGUUUGCCAAGAUAUUUGGGACAUACUUUCUCCUGUAUAUCUUCCGGAAAAAAGUGUUGAUGAUUGGAAAGAAAUUGCGAUCGAUUAUGAGAAAAAGUGUAAUUUUCCUCAUUGCUUAGGAUCAAUAGAUGGUAAACACAUCAGAAUUACCAAGCCUCCAAAUUCAGGAAGUGCCUUUUUCAAUUACAAAAAGUACUACAGUUUCGUACUCAUGGCCAUAUGUGAUGCCCAUUAUCGCUUUACGUGGAUUGAUGUUGGCGAUUAUGGCUCCUUGAACGAUGCCAGUGUUUUUGGUGCUACUGGAUUGGCACAAGAAUUAGAAGAGAAAAGGCUUCCUCUUCCUGAACCUGAAUGUUUGCCAGGGACCCAAUCAUCAAUUCCAUACUUUCUGAUUGGAGAUGAGGCAUUUAAAUUACGUCCUUACAUGAUGCGUCCAUACCCGAGAAGAUUGGUCACAACAUCUAGAGAAGAACUGUUUAAUUAUUGAUUUAACAUGGAUUCAACCGACAACAACAACGCCAACAGCUUGUCCAGUCUCCCCGAGAUUCCAAUAACUCGAAUCUCUGCGAUCUCUGAUAAUGGAAGCCAACUGGAGUUCGACCAGCAAUUAUCCGGUUUCAUGAUGUUAAAUAAAGUAAACCUUGAAUACAUCGUGAAUUCGCGACAAGAGUUUUCUGAACAGCUGAUAGAAGCUAACCAAACUAUCAGCAUACUUCGCGAAAAACUUGCUGCAGCCGAAGCAACACCGUCCACCAGUGGUAUCACCGACAUGGCUGCGCAUUAUAAAAUGUUGUUAGAUUUGGUCCAAGAGAAGCAAAACCUCGCAGAUCAACUUGCAAAACAUAGAGAAGAAACUGCUCAACAGCUUUCAAAAAUGAAGAGGAAAUUGACCACUUCAAGUCCGAAGCCGCGAAACUAAAGCAGAAAGCCGAUUCUUACGAAGCAGACUACUACUCGCUAUUAGAUGACUACAACUACACAGAAAAAUUGUAUCACCGCACCCGCGAUCUUUUCAGACACAAAAAUUCUGAAGUCUUCAAGAUGCAGUCAGAACUUCGCGAGAUAAGAAUUCGACCAAGAGCCAAAGAAAUUCCAUCCAAGUCGUUGUCCCGCGCAGAAAUGGCUCUGCGAACAGUAACAAAUACGCAGAGACCACUGCGAGAACCAACCACGGAAGCCAGCAGUGAUAUUUCCACUCUGAGAGAUUCCGCAAUGCGAUAGCCGUCUCAGCGCUACCACUUCCAGAGAUUGCCAUCGAGAACGAGACCCGAGAUCCAAACAAAGUUCUCUCACCGUUCGACUCAGAUGACAACAACGCUGAAUUGUGAAAAACAUUGUCUCAAGCCUACGAACUAGAAAUCAACGACGAAGAAGAAGAGUGAAUCGCGAAAAUACGCAAAAAAAACUAUAACAGUGCUUAAAGACACUUUUUUGUAUUAUUAAGUGCUGUGAAUAUCAAUAAGUGUUCAA